CGACACUACUAGAAAGCCCUGUGUGAAUACUCAAACUGCUUACUACUCUUACCUCCCAGUAACAUUGCAAUGAGACGAGAUGUCCAAGAGGGCCAGGCUCGGUGUUUAUCUCGCCUAGGAAGGCACAAGGAGGCUCUGGAUAUUGCAGAAAAAAUGAGAAACGGUGCUACUAACACAGAUCACUUAACGACGGUUCUCAACCUGCAGUUUGCCAUUUACCAGGGUCUGGAAAAUGUAGAAAAAAAGAUCACGUGUCUGCAGCAACUGAUCUGCUUACAUCCUUUCAACCCUUGGUACUGGAAGUUACUUGCUGAAGUUUAUAUGAGCCUUUUACAGAGUUUGUCUCCGUUAGUCAUUCCGGAAACAAUUCUAAAUCAGUCUGAAGAGAUUAGUGUAAGUGACAGUGGUUUCAAAACAUCAACUGGAAGAGAGGUUCAUUUGCAGCCUCACAGAUCAGAUGGCCAGAAGGAAGGCCCUUGGUCCAGCCUUGCUACAGAAACAAAGAGGGAGAAUGCAGUGACUUGUAGGAGCAGCCGAGCUGUAAAAGAAUUCCUCUGCACUUCGGAAGAACCGGAAAGGACGGAUGAAGGGAAACGUGCAGCCUCCAAGUCCUGGGAGCAGAACAUGUCGAAGAAAAUCAGGAUAAAGGCAUGUGCCUCGUUUAUUAGAGCAAGGCUUUUACUUCAGCUUACCCAGUCGCAACAAUUGUCCUUUGUGCUAGAGAAUAACAUAAAAGGUCAAAAAGAAAUUGAUGACAAAGUGGCACAACUUGAUUUCAAUGAAAACUCCGUGCUGUUGAUGACCAAGGUCAUGGGGCAGGAUCUUAUACCAGAAAAACUAAAAGAGGAAUUUCAGGGUGAGGUAAAAUGCAUAGGCCCUUCAGCGCUGUCAUCCUUGGUAACUGCAUCAGCCACAGAAUUUGAAAUCAAAUGGUUCGGUAAUCUCCAAGAUGAUUUAUGUCACUUUGACAGACAAUUCUAUUCAGAUAUAUGUCUCCCGCCUUUGGACAAGUUGGAAGUUGUUUCCAGGAUCUGUUGCUCCAUCACCUCCCCAGGGCUGGAGGUGCAGCUGGCAGGCCUAGCGAGGGUCAUGGACGGGGGCCGCACGGGACCCCCAUCACCCACAUCUAGAUCCUCUUCAUCUUCCUCCAAAAUAGGCGAGAGACUGAAAAUACAAGAACGAGGAUCAUUCCAGUUCCCGUUUUCCAGGUCAUCAUCUGAAUCUUCUUUGGCAAAAUUAGAGCGGAUGAACCCUCUUGUGCUGUCCACCAGCUCUCCCACAGACCAACCGUCUCCACAAG
Fulmarus glacialis (Northern fulmar) is the source of this 1300-nucleotide messenger RNA. RefSeq lists its product as uncharacterized. NCBI's taxonomy places the organism in Eukaryota, Metazoa, Chordata, Aves, Procellariiformes, Procellariidae. The annotation marks the transcript as partial. The transcript is spliced from 6 exons. Gene Ontology annotation, molecular function: protein binding. The record is from RefSeq and is a predicted model, not a curated record.